AAUUUUAGGUUCCAAGUUCCGGUUGCGGCUACAUCAUGGCCGGCCAUCAAGGUUGGCCAUCAAGGUCCCCUGAUAUUGCGCAACCACCCGCUGGCAUAAGAGGAAUAAGAGACGAGACAUCUUCCACAAAAGUCCAAUAAUUAUCAUAGGAUGUUAAGAAAUACAUUAUAUCAACCAUGAUGGGCAAUACAGACGGUGUGAUUCAAGUCCGCGAUGUGAUCAUUAUCGGAGCGGGCCCCAGUGGGCUGGGGGUUGCAGCGCGGUUGUGCGAACGCAUGCCAGCAGCCAACUUCACCGAUGACGAGCACCAACGCUUUCACUGGAUCAAGCAACAUCGCGCCGCAAAAAAGAGCACGAAGCACCCAAGGAACCGCAAAGUCGCGGACACGCGACUCAAAGAAUCCGUAGCUCCAACUAUCGCUCGAGAUUUGGAUAUACUAGCCCUCGAUGCAUACGGCACGAGCUGGAUGAAACGUUGGCAGGGUAUGUUCAAGACAUUUGACAUAUCUCACCUUCGUAGUCCUAUGUUCUUUCACGUGGACCCCUCGGAAAGAGAUGGGCUACUAUCAUAUGCUUAUGCCAAUAGCCGAAGUGACGAAUUAAGAGAGCUCCAUGGGUGUGUUGGGAAGGAGCUGAGUAAAUACCAGAGAAAGAAAAGAGAGAAGAUGGGGAGAGAGCAACAAAACAACCCUACCAUCGAUGAGCGAGAACGAAAAGACUACUACGUUCCUUCGACACCCCUUUUCUUCUCCCACUGCGACUGUCUUGUGAACCGGUACAAACUUGACGAUACCAUACUCUCCCAGGAACAAGUCGAAGAUAUCCGUUACGACCAUGUUCUGGAGUACUCGGAUGAAGAGAAGCUAUUCUGCGUCAAGACCAAUAAGGGUUGUCAUUAUGGGAAGAUUGUUGUUCUAGCCAUCGGUGGCAACGCCCCUCAGAUACCCUGUCCGCUAAGUGCUGAGGAAACAGAGGGUGCCACGCAUGCGAUGCAUAUCAAAACUUUCCCACCCCUAUACGUACAGACUAAGAUGGCGACAAAGGCUAGAACGAAUAUGUUGAUUGUGGGUGGUGGCCUCACCUCAGCUCAGAUCGCCGAUCUAGCCAUCCGUCGAGGGGUCAACAAGGUAUUCCUCAUUAUGCGCGGCCCUCUAAAGAUCAAACAUUUCGACCUCGGUCUUGAGUGGGUAGGCAAAUUUCGGAACAUCGAGCAUGCGAUAUUCUGGAAUUCAAACUCGCCAGAAGAACGAUGUAAAAAGGUCAUGGAGGCCCGGAAUGGCGGCAGCAUUACCCCCUACUACAAGAAAAUCCUUGAGAAACACCUCUCGUCUGGCCGUUUAGACAUGUUACUACACACCACUAUCAACGACAAGAAGUGGAACCCAAUGUCGAAAACUUGGACCGUGUCUCUCAAGGGAGAGCGGGAAGAUCUUCCACCCAUUGAUCACAUCUAUUUUGCAACCGGUGUGGGCACAAACUUUGAGUGUCUGCCCUGCUUGCAGUCCAUGUGCCGUGACUAUCCGAUCGAGAACUGCGGUGGUUUCCCCUGCAUCACAGAGAAGAUGUCUUGGAAGGACGACGUUCCUCUCUUUGUGGCUGGCCGAUUCGCUGCGCUCCAGCUCGGCCCUGGGGCACAUAAUUUAAUUGGUGCGAGAAUAGGUGCGGAUCGAAUAGCAUGGUCUAUCCAAGAAAUGCUAGGCAAGGAGGAGAACAGCGACCAAAGCAAUUGGGGUCAGGACAAAUUCAAUUAUCUGACUGGCAGAGGCAGCCGGUAUAAUGCCCUGGCUGAUAUUUCUUUGCCUGCUGAUGACUGAAGUGAUAGGAUACCACGGGUGUAUAAGACUAACAACUACAUUCGUUUGAAGACAUAGUAAACAUUAUUCUAGGCAGCGCAACUCUACAAUGUAUUUUGGUUUAUAACAAUUCUACUUCUCCCCGUCUAUCUGGCAACAGCCAUACGAUAACCAUGUUGUGUU
Messenger RNA from Xylaria bambusicola, 1976 nucleotides. RefSeq names its product FAD binding domain-containing protein. Lineage: Eukaryota; Fungi; Ascomycota; Sordariomycetes; Xylariales; Xylariaceae. The record is from RefSeq and is a predicted model, not a curated record. The transcript is spliced from 2 exons. Bases 177 to 1814 code for a protein of 545 amino acids.